GUCAUACAGGAGUUUGGCGCGCGGGACGAUCCAAGACAAACGUCUGCUGAAGCUAACCGCAGCUGUUUUCCUACUUAGACAGUGUUUCAGACUUUAUUUCACUAAUUUAUUAAGAAAGUACCAUCAUGUGGAAUCAGGGUAAGUGUAAUGUUUACACUGUAGUGUGGGAAUAUCGCAUUGUUUACAUCGCUUGACCACGGCUAUCAUUAGCUUCGUCGUUGUGUUUGUGUGCUGUGCUGUCAUUGUUGUCAUGAGCUGGAAAUACUGAGGUUUUGGAAAUGAGAAUUUUAUAUUCUAGUGUCAGCUGUCAUGGUGUUGUUUUGUGCUUUUAGGAGGAAACACGAGCACAGUCGGAGGUUACACACAGUCUCCAGGAGGUUUCGCAUCACCUUCUCUUUCCCAGGGAGGAGAGAAGAAAGGGGUCUGUACUCAAACCUUACACCACUAAACUACACAGACUGUUUAAAUUACAUUUCUGGGGCUACAAUGAUCCAUUUAAAUCAAUAUAUGACCAAGGAGGUUGUGUUUUAAUUCAUAUGUGCUAUUUUGAUGCACUCAAUCAUAAACUUAUCUUCUUUCUCCAUACGUGUGUGUGUGUGUGUGUGUGUGCGCGCGCACGUGUUCAUUUUGCAGAGAGCUCGUUCCAACCAGAUCAUCCCCUGCACAGUGUCUCAGCUGAUAUCUGCAUCUCAGGUCGACGAGGGCUUCAAAGUAGGAGAUGUCGAAGUUGCCCAGGUAAAUUAAAGCAAACCUGUGAACACUGACCUACAUAUAUAUAUAUAUAUAUAUUAUGGCAUGUAUGUGUAUCUGUGUAUUAGGGAUGUAACGAUAUGAAAAUCUAACAUCACGAUUACUGUGACCAAAAUUAUCACGGUUCUCAAUAUUAUCACGGUAUUGUUGAAAUAUGUUCACUUAUACACGCCCUGAAAUCAUUCAACAAAGUUUUAUUUUGAAAAAACAAUCAAAAUAACACGCAGAAUGAACUUGUCCUUAACCUUAAAUAACAGAGGAGUGAUAAAGAUGUGGCCUUAAAAGAGCCAGAGGUAAUCAACACUAGUACUAGUAAUAACAAAGUACAAAGUAAUGUGCCAGUGGCAUAAACAUUAAGAUAAUAACAAAUCAAUUAAAUUCAAAUUAAAUGACAUUCCUUAUUGUGCAAAUUGUAAGAAUCUUCAGUGCUCAGAAAGAUCUACUCUAACAAAUAUAUAACAGAGCAACACUACUAUAUGAACCAAACAACCACAUGUAAACAAAUGUGAAGUGCAGGUGUUUAAAAUAACAUAAAAUAUGUAAACAAAUCAAAUGAACCACACAAAUUGUCUGUUUUCUCCACCAUAAGGUGCUGCUGCUGACUUUGUUCACUACUUGGGAUUGAAAUGUAAAAAUGUCAGCAUAUUUACUUUCCUGGUUUGAGUUGUGAUCUGCGAGGGGAAACGAUGUGCCCGCUGGCACUGAAUAGCCUCUUGAUCGCACGCUGGUUGCUGCGAUGCACAAAACCUUCCUGGCAACCCUUUGCAGAAGCUAAAAAAUACACCCAGACUUUGGACUUUGUUUUCUUUGACAGCAGAAAAAUCUCUGCAACAGGGUCGGCAGAACUGCCCUCCGCCAAGUUUACAAGUUGUAUCUUGUAAACUUGUGAAUUUUUCAGCAAUUUUGCUGUGAUGGAUGUAACAUCAGUUUUAAUCCAGAAUGAAAAGCUGUGGGACAUUUGGGGUAUUUGUUUUUGAAAAACUCUGAUGACCAGCCACUCCUUAUUUUCUGAACUGGAAGUAAUUCAUGAGGCACUUUGAUGCCAUAACUUUAAAUGAAGCAGAGCAUUUGUAUGUUGUAUUUGUAUGUUAUAACAUUUAGGUGAAACUUACUGUUAAUUAUAAUGAGUAAUAGAAAAACUGAGAACAAACCUGUUACUUGCAUUGAUUAACAACUCCUAAUAAAGACAGAGAUGCAGUGUUUGAUACCACACAUACUUACCAAAACCAUGUCAGUCAAAAGAUGAUACACACUCUGUACUAACUUUUUUUGUAAUAACUUUGUUCAUUCAGAAUUCAGAAUUUUUUAUUUAUUUUUCCAAAGGCAACGAUUAUUGGUGUCAUCAGAAGCACAGACAAAUCCGCGACCAACAUCCUGUACAAGGUGGAUGACAUGACAGGCGCUCCGAUGGACGUGAGGCAAUGGGUGGACAUAGAGGUAAGUGAGGGUGCCUCUUAACACAGUCAAGUGUUCACACUUUUAUAGAAGUGCUAAGUUGUGUCAGGUUUCCUGUGUAGCUGAUGGUGUUUUGUGGUGCAAAAGUUACGAACAUGACUUCUAUCAGCUAUUUUUGUUGAGCAAUUAUUUUUGCCUCUUAGCUUGAACUUAAUCAUUAGAUGUAGUUUGGGGUUUUGUAUACGUAACAAAGAUCAGCAGUGGAAGUUAGUACCAAGUAACAUCACAUUGAUAUUAUAAAGGGAAUAUAAACGAACAGUGCACGUGUAAAACCACAGAAAUUAGUGUGAUGUGAGAUCAAGAAGAAAUGUGUCUUCUAAUUCUACAUAAGCGUCUCACAAAUUUAACCAUGCAAAUGUAAUAUUGUGGUUUGUUUAGGACGCCAAUGUGGACAACAAUGUCCUGCCUCCAGGCACAUACGUCAAAGUCUCUGGUAACCUGCGCUUCUUUCAGGUGAGUUAUAUUUUCUUUUGUCUUCUCUGUACCCACAAAAAUGUGCUUAACUAACUGACCCUUUUGAAAUUUGAAGUCUUGGUAGAUAUGAGAUUAUGUCAUUCAUGUUUUAUAUUCCACAAGUGUUUUGAUUCUUGUCAUUUUAAACACACAAGAAUAACUUUACCAUGAGGAUGGUAUAUGUAUGACUUGCACUGUUUAGUCUUUCUGAGGCAGUGGAUGAGUAUCUUUUAAAUUCCUCUCUCAACAGAACCACAAAUCCAUGGUGGCAUUCAAUGUCAGGGUCCUGGAGGACAUGAACGAAAUCACCUCACACAUGCUAGAGGUUGUGCAAGCUCACAUGGUGCUCAACAAAGCUCAGUCCGUGGUAAGAUAUGUCGAAACAUCAGCAGCAUUGAUUGCUGAGAGAUGUGUCUUUUAAGAAUUUAUUAAUGAAAUAAGUCGUAGAAUAAACUUGAAAGCACUUUUAAGAGAUUUAUGAGCACAAACACAUCACUGUAAAGUUUAGUAUUAGAUUUGUGUUGGACAAAUGUCAUGUGGAGUUGGUCAUAUGCAGCCUUUUCCAUUUAAGGAGCAACUUGCAGGUUAAUUUUUAUGGCAUUAAUACAAUUUGGACUGAAAAUAGCAGCUGAAAAAGUUGAUGAAUGUUUUUGUAUAUUUAGACGACAUGAGCGUACAUAUUUAGAAGAGAAAGCAGAUGUUUUCUGUUGAAAGAGACAACUUUUUUUUACAUAAUGACUUACCAGACAUCACGUUUUUCCUGCCACAAGCUGUUGCGCUAUUUAAUAACCCAAAUCAGACAGUCAGACAGGGACUCACAUCUGUCUGCUGUAUAGUCAAUUUUUAAAACUCCUACCACGCCCAUCUGUAUAUUUUGCAUUUCAUAUUUAUUACUCAUUUCAAUAGGCCACGUUCUUCAUAUCUCACUUUUUUCUCUUAGGAUGUUUAGUAUAUUUAGUCUGUAUUUAUUGUAUAUGUUUAGUAUUUUUAGUCUGCAUUGUACAUACUUCUUAUAUUUAUUUUUAUCUAUCUAUCUAUCUAUCUAUCUAUCUAUCUAUCUAUCUAUCUAUCUAUCUAUCUAUCUAUCUAUCUAUCUAUCUAUCUAUGACUCUGCCUACGCUCAGUACAAAAUGAUAGGAGACUGAAACCACAGUCUGACUUAUGGGCACAAAAACAGAUAAAACAAUACUUGAGAUAAAGCAUUACUUGCCUGACUCCCUGACGCCACACCACAUCUAUUUGUCUUUCACACUGUAGUUACAUAAGUUUGGCAAAAAUCACCUGUCAAGUUUCUGUGGUGUUUUUAUUUCAUCAAUUUCAUCUAAUAAAAACGUAGUUUUUCAAACAUUAAUUCAUGGGGGUUUCCAACUCGCAAGUUGCACUGAAAGUGACACAUUUUAGUUUAGCACGUUUUGCAAAGAGUUGAUAUUUUUGGAUGCUCUUGUGGUGUUACCAAGAAACAAGUGUUGAUGUGGUCUUUUUCCAUUUCUCUUUCAGCCGUCAGUAGGAGGAGGAAUGGGCAGUAACAUCACACCCAUGUCCAGGCCGGACAUGGGAGGCAUGGGUGGGAGCUAUGCAGGUGCUAUGGAUAUGGUUAACAAUGGGUUAAGCGGAAACCAGAAUCAGGUAAACAAUAUUAAAAAUUCAGAUGGAACAGAAAAAUGUCCAUUUUGCAAACUCACACCAAGCAAGUAACAUUGUUAAUGUGUCUUACUUCCUUUUUUUGUGCAACUGUAAUGAACAAAAGAAACAAAAACUCACACAAGAUUUAAACACACACCUCUGUAAGAAGUCGUUUCUGUAUUUGCAGCUUUACACAAAGUGCAUUUGUGAAUAUGUCAACCCAUGUUUCUCUUAAAAGGUGCUGAGUUUGAUAAAGGGCUGUCCAGACCCGCAGGGCAUCAGCAUCCAGGAGCUGAAGCAGAGACUGGGCGGCAUGAGCAUGCCUGUCAUCAAGUAAGACCAAUUCAAACUAAUGCUCUUCUCAGCUGAACCAGUGGUGUCAGUAACUAGCCCUGUUUACAUGGGUCCAAAAAUCCUAUUUACAAUCAGAUUCAAAGUGUCUCAUGUAAACACCUUAGCCAAUCUGAUUCACCCAGAUCUGAUUGUAUUUCGGGUCGGAUUGUAAGAGGUAGUCUACACCGAUUGAUAAUCCGCUCCAUGCUCAAUAAAUACGGCUGAGUGGAGUGGAUUGGGUUUACAGAGAGGCUUGUUCGGUCUGCGCAGGCGCUCCGUAGUACGUAAGAGGCACGUAGUGACGUACGCAGAGCGCGCCCAAACGAAAACAAACAUGGCGAACUGCUGUGACUUCAGAGCCACAAAUAAAUGUAACCACAACACAAUAAGCGUCCCCAACAAAACACGACGCGGAUCCAUCUUUCUACAGGUAAACAGGAAGCAGGAAGUGCACCUCUUCUUCUCUUACACAUUUGCAGGGAGUGGCAGAGUGACCUUCUACGCAUGUCAAAAAAAAAACAAAAAAAAAGCAAUACAGUUGGAUUCAGCUGGGGCCAUGCAAACGCAGAUUGAAUGUGGAUCUCUUUACUUAAAGUUCAUGUAUACAGAUGGAAUCAGAUUCACUUAAUCCGAUUGAUUUCAAUCAGAUUGAGGAAAACUAGAUCUAGAUGCAGUGAAUUCAUUAUGUCAGUCAGAUUGGCAUUUCUCCAAAGUUACAAUUUCACUUCAGUGUCAUUUCUGGUUCACAUGUGACUCUUAGUCACCUUGGUAACAUGACCUGGCUUGAUCACAGAUGUCAUGGGGAAGCAGUUUUUUUAUAUCAUAGAGUUCUCUGUUGAAAAGUUCAUGACUUAUCAGUUACAGGCACAGUGGAUUUAUAACUAACUUCGUUUUUUAAGGGAAGCUUCUUUAUCUCAAGAGAAAUAAAACAAUAAUUAACCCGGUAACCCACAUUCAUUUGAGCUCACUUUUCAGUUAAAAGACAUUUACAUGUUAUUGCUUUCACCUGUCUCUCAUCUCACCUCUCAUUUAAAAACUGCCAGUAUGUCCUAUCUAUGCAAAGCACUCUCUGACAUCUGUGCCCAUAAAAAGUGCUUUAAGUUAAAUGUCUUGUAAAAGUGUAACCUGUGUAUCUAAUGCUGAAUGAAUUUAGUAGAAAAGAGCGUGAAGUGGGUUAUAGCAGCUCCUCAUACUGAACUUCCUCUUCAGUUUCUCUCACAUCGUCUUUUUUUUUGUUUUAUGACAGCUACAGUUCAUAGUCAGACACCUUUAAACUUGCAUCAACCACUUGGUAGUACUAAAAAAAACAAGUUGUUGAUCAAAUCGUCUACAUAUAAUGUUCACUUAUUCAACAGAUUUCAACUCUUAAAAUCAAAAUGUGCCAAAAAAAACAUCUCUUUUUUUGUCUUACAGGCAAGCAGUGGAAUUCCUCAGCAAUGAGGGGCACAUAUUUUCAACCAUCGACGAUGACCACUUCAAAUCAACAGACAGCGAUGACUAACACCUCCAUCAUAGCACUUCUGGUGUCACUUUUUUUGUACCGAACAGAACAGGUUUUGUGGUAUGAGGCCACAGCCAUUUCAGAUAGUUUGUGGUUAAUAUAAUCUUAAAAAUAAAAUAAAAAAAGACCCACAUGGUUUAGCAUGGGGGAGGCCAUGCUCUGUAUAUUCCUAAAGCUGCUUCUGCUGCUUUGCAAGUCCAAGUGGUUUCGGUGUAGAAUGAAACUGUUCUAAACAGUAGAUAUUCCAACUUUGCAGUUCCUCUCCUUCUAUUAAAAAUGUUUUGUAAUUUUAAAAACACUGAAACAUAAGCCGUUUAUUAUUGUCUUUGUAUCUUCUAGAAUUAAAGGAUUAUUAACUGUCUG
Molecule: messenger RNA, 6478 nt
Organism: Xyrichtys novacula (pearly razorfish)
Lineage: Eukaryota; Metazoa; Chordata; Actinopteri; Labriformes; Labridae
Source: the annotation of a GenBank genome assembly